Messenger RNA from Chelonoidis abingdonii (Abingdon island giant tortoise), 5989 nucleotides. The record is from RefSeq and is a predicted model, not a curated record. Lineage: Eukaryota; Metazoa; Chordata; Testudines; Testudinidae.
UUGUGCUCUCUGGGAACCUGCACGGGGGCUCAGUGGUUGCGAGCUAUCCCUAUGAUGACUCUCCCAUGCACGAGCCCAAUGGAAUCUAUAGCAAAUCAGCUGAUGAUGAAGUGUUUAAAUACCUGGCAAAAGCCUAUGCUUCGAACCACCCGAUAAUGAAAACUGGCACCCCAAACUGCCCGGGGGAGCAGUUUGAGACAUUCAAGGAUGGCAUCACUAAUGGAGCUCAUUGGUAUGACGUCGAAGGGGGGAUGCAGGAUUACAACUACGUUUGGGCCAACUGCUUUGAGAUCACCUUGGAGCUGUCUUGCUGCAAGUACCCAAUGGCAUCCCAGCUUCAGCAGGAAUGGGAGAAUAACCGGGAAUCUCUCCUCGCCUUCAUUGAGAAGGUCCACAUGGGAGUAAAAGGGUUUGUCAGGGAUUCGGUAACUGGGUCUGGCCUGGCCAACGCAACCAUUGCUGUUGCUGGCAUUGAUCAUAACAUCACAGCGGGCAGAUUUGGUGACUACCACAGACUGCUCGUGCCUGGAACCUAUAACAUCACAGCAGCUGUCAUGGGUUAUGUGCCAAUGACUGUAGAGAACAUUGAGGUGAAAGAAGGGGCUGCAACUGGGGUAGACUUCUCCCUGCAACCUGCUGUCCUGGUACCUGUUCCUGACCCUACACUGGCUGCCGCCACUCCUGCCCCAGGCUCUGCUAUUAAUGACAGUGCCACAGCGAGGGCAGCAAGCCCAACUUCUCUCCACCAGCCGCUCCAGCCUGAGGACUUUCGCCACCACCACUUCCCUGACAUGGAGAUCUUCCUGAGGCGGUACGCCAGCGAGUACACCAACAUCACUCGCCUCUACUCGGUGGGCAAGUCAGUGGAACAAAGGGAGCUGUACGUGAUGGAGAUAUCGGACAACCCAGGCAUCCACGAACCAGGUGAACCAGAGUUCAAGUACAUUGGGAAUAUGCAUGGGAAUGAAGUAAUAGGCCGCGAACUGCUUCUGAAUCUCAUCGAUUAUCUCUGCAAGAACUUUGGAACGGAUCCUGAAGUAACAGAGUUGGUCCUUAACACCCGAAUCCAUAUCAUGCCCUCUAUGAACCCUGAUGGCUAUGAAAAAUCCCAAGAAGGAGACAGAAGCAGCACAGUUGGCAGAAACAAUAGUAACAACUAUGACCUAAACCGAAACUUCCCAGACCAGUUCCUCCCAACGACCGACCCGCUGCAGCCAGAGACUCUCGCUGUCAUGAACUGGCUCAGGGCCUUUCCAUUCGUACUCUCGGCAAACUUGCAUGGAGGUUCUUUAGUGGUCAAUUACCCCUUUGAUGAUGAUGAGAAAGGAAUAGCCAUCUACAGUAAGUCACCAGAUGAUGGUGUCUUCCAGCAGCUUGCACUUUCUUAUUCCAAGGAAAAUACUCAGAUGUACCAGGGCAGCCCUUGUAAGGACAUGUACCCCAAUGAGUAUUUCCCCCAUGGCAUCACUAAUGGGGCUCACUGGUAUAAUGUUCAAGGGGGGAUGCAAGAUUGGAACUACUUAAACACAAACUGCUUUGAAGUGACCAUUGAGUUAGGCUGUGUGAAAUACCCAAAUGCUGAAGACUUGCCAAAAUACUGGAAGGAGAACCACCGAUCUCUGCUCCAGUUCAUAAAACAGGUUCACCAGGGUGUCAAGGGAUUUGUGCUGGACGCCACAUCCGGAAGGGGCAUCUCAAAUGCUACUAUUAGCGUUGCUGACAUCAACCACCCUGUCACCUCUUACAAGGCUGGAGACUACUGGCGCCUGUUGGUUCCAGGGUCUUACAAAAUCACAGCCUCUGCCCGAGGGUAUAGCCCGCUCACCAGGACUGUGACUGUCGGGGACAGAGGCGCGGUGCAAGUCAACUUCACUCUUUCACGAACAGAUUCCAAAGUUGAGGAGGGAAUGAUCCCGGUCCUCACCAAUGAAGACACUAGCGAUCCCUCUACCAAGGAGUUUGAGACCCUGAUCAAAGACCUCUCUGCUGAGAACGGGUUGGAACGCCUCAUGCUAACCCCUUCAAUGGACGUUUCUCCCUACCGCUACCGUCCAUACAAAGACCUGUCUGACUUUCUUAGAGCCCUCAACUUGAACUACCCUCAGAUCACAAAUCUCACUAACUUGGGUCAUAGCGUUGAGUACCGUCAAAUGUGGUCCCUUGAAAUAUCCAACAAACCCAACCAGUCUGAGCCUGAGGAGCCCAAGAUCCGCUUUGUUGCUGGUAUCCAUGGAAAUGCUCCUGUUGGCACAGAACUGCUCCUGGCAUUGGCAGAGUUCCUUUGUGUGAACUACAAAAAGAAUGCAGCCAUCACCAAGCUGAUUGACAGGACAAGAAUUGUGAUUGUGCCGUCCCUAAAUCCAGACGGGCGUGAGGCCGCUCAGGAGAGAGACUGCACAUCCAAGACUGGCCAAACCAAUGCUCAUGGCAAAGAUCUGGACACAGACUUCACAAGCAAUUUCUCCUACUCUGGGAUAGGAGAGCCGGAGACCAAAGCAAUCAUUGAGAACUUGAUCCUGAAGCGAGAUUUCAGCCUCUCUGUUGCACUGGAUGGUGGAUCUCUGCUUGUAACUUACCCAUAUGAUAAACCUGUGCAGACAGUGGAAAAUAAAGAGACUCUGAGACAUUUGGCAACUCUGUAUGCAAACAACCAUCCGUCAAUGCAUCUAGGUCAACCAGGGUGUAAAAAUGAGUCAGGUAACAUUCCAGGAGGUGUCAUCCGGGGGGCAGAAUGGCACAGUCACCUGGGCAGUAUGAAGGAUUUCAGUGUCACUUUUGGGCAUUGCCCUGAGAUCACAGUGUAUACCAGCUGCUGCUACUUCCCAAGUGCUGGACAGCUCCCUAAUCUGUGGACAGAGAAUAAGAAGUCUCUCCUUAGCAUGCUUGUGGAGGUUCAUAAGGGAGUCCAUGGAUUUGUCCAAGACAAGAGUGGCAAGCCAGUGUCUAAGGCAGUCAUUGUACUCAAUGAAGGUGUGAGAGUGUACACAAAGGAAGGUGGCUAUUUCCAUGUGCUGUUGGCUCCGGGGUUACAUAACAUCAGUGCCACAGCUGAAGGAUAUCAGCAGAAGCAUGUCUUGGUGCAGGUACGCCAUGAUGCCGCCAGCUCCGUGGUGAUCGUGUUUGACAUGGAUAACAGGCUAUUUGGCCUUUCAAGGGAGCUUGUGGUGACUGUAGCAGGUGCCACCAUGUCAGCUGUGGUCCUCACAGCCUGCAUCAUUUGGUGUGUCUGCUCCAUCAAGUCCAACAGGCACAAGGAUGGUUUCCAUCGCCUACGGCAGCACAAUGACGACUACGAGGACGAGAUCCGCAUGAUGUCCACCGGCUCUAAGAAAUCCCUCCUGAGCCAUGAAUUCCAGGAUGAGACAGACACUGAAGAAGAAACAUUGUACUCUAGCAAACACUGAUAGACACCAAGUGGAAAGGAAAGCUCCUAUGGACAAGCCCUACAAUAGGUGCUGCUCUUACGCUUCAGAGAUCUGGAACGUUAGCUUGCAGAAUGUGUAAGCUCCAGAGACGUGGGUGGCAGUUCUCAACCUCUCAUGUCGUUUUUUUUGUGUUUGCUCCAUUCCUACUUAUGCACUUGUCAGCUGAUGUCAGAUGCUGUGAACACUGUCAUGUUUCUAGGUCAGGAGCUGGAGUUCCAUGUAAUGGAAACACUUGGAAGGCAACUUAUUAGUGUGUUCUGGCAUCAAGACUUGCUAGCAGUUCUCUCAACGGUCCAGCCUGGCGCAGGGAAAGUGGAGUAAUUACCAAAUGCCUGGUGGGGUCCAUUGUUUUAAGCUUUAAAGCCAUUAUUUAUCUCUACCUUUUUGAUUUUUUUCACUCUCUACAUUUUGGGGAAGCCUUGGUCAGUUAUGGGCAAGACUUCAGCUAUGCUGCCAGUGAGUGGCUUUAGAAAUGGACAAUGAGCUUGGCUUUUGGUUGCUCCAUCCCACUCCAAGGGUGCAGAGGGACUAUGGCCUGCUCUGCUCUACUGCAGGCUUCUGAUGCUUCUGAAGUGUUUGCAGGGGAAUAAGUUUUUUACAGUCAAGCUCCCCAUGAAAUUGCCUCUGUGUUGAAAACUGACAGGUGGAAUAAUCUAAUCCAGGUGUGAGAAGCUCUCCACCCAAAGGCAGGGGAGAGAGAUGGGUGUCUGGUAGCUGUGCAACUAGGCCAUUCUCUAGUUAAAAGAAAAUCCUCAGGUUUAUUUGAACAGUCUUGUACAGAAUCCCUCUUGCUUCUGGUUGGCCAUGUAGCCAGCCCAACGACUCUUAACAUUGCCUGUCUGAGAAUGGAGACUAGCUAGUAACCCAUGAGUGAGGAGUAACAGCAGCAUGACAGGAUAGCAUGCUAAAAGAGCCACUUGAGAGGGUUUCCAAGCAGAUGGUGGUAAUCACUCACUGUGGAUGUUGUCUAAAUGCUGCUAGUCACUAAUGUGCCUGCUCAGCCUUGUUCAUGUCUGCUGGAGUUUGAAAAGCACAGCCCAGUACACACAGCUAGUAUUCUGCAGCAGCACUGAGCUCGCGCAAGCUCUGUGGCUCAGCUUCAGUCUCAAAUACCUGCAAGGCUUCAGUUCCUCCCCAGCUCCAUCUGAUACAGAAAAAUACCCAUUACUGACCACUGCUCUUGUUAAAAGCUGACCUCUUUGCUCCUGUAUUAAACCCUGAGAGUGCCUGGCAUCCAGCCAGCAGCACGGGGAUAUCGCUGCUCAAGGACCACAAGCAGAGUUCCUCUAAAUGUCCCUCCUGCUCUUUCAUAGUUAAAUGGUUGUCAGUGAUUAGAGGACGCGUGUGUGUGUGUGUGUGUGUGUGUGUGUGUGUGUGAGAGAGAGAGAAGAGAGAUGUUUGGAUAGCACUUGAUGUGUAAACAGGACCUGAGUGACACUCUAUGUACCUGAGAGAACACUUGGAUUCAAAACUUACCCCUUGUUGAAGCUAAAAGGCUUCUCUAGAAAGGGAAGAUUCUGUGCCAAGAGGAGCUAAAUCAAACCACCUGACACCUGAUUUCCAGUGCCUUUGGUUGUCUUUCCAGUGUGCCUCCCUUUUCUGAGGAGGGAGCUAGGGUUCAGCAGCAUGAAGCAAAUGCUGGUAUUGCUCACUUCAGGAGUAUAGUACUUGUAGGAAUUAGAGGAUGCAGUAAACAAGCCGGGCUCUUGCCUGAAAUGAAUGAUUCACUGGCAGCUCCACUCAAGGUACUGCAGCCUAGAGCGAAGAAGAUCCUCCUCUUGUAAGACACAAGGUCUGAGGUUCUCCAGCCUUUGCUGUAUGUACCCAAUAGGACCUUGCUGCCCUUGUGGAAAUUUAGCUGCCAAGGGAACCAGACAGUUUAAAUCUGUUUUGUAACCCACCAGUUGUUGCUGAAAUACUAAAUUCUGCAGAAGGUUAAUGGUGUUUGUUCACUGCCUUUCCUAGUAGUCUCCCCCACACCCCCCAGCUUCUCUGAGAACUUCAGAUGCUAACAAGUGUUGUUGGGGACAGCAGUUCUCUUCCUGCAUUAAGGGAUGGGAGGUAUCCGACUGAAUGGGGGAAGAGUGGGCAUGCAUGUUGGGAUCUGUCAGCUGUCUUUUGUUAUAUGGAACAGAGUUGAUAGUGUAAAGUCUGUAGCUUGGUCCUCUGCCAAGAAGUGGAGCUGUACUGUUGGUAUUCACACGCCUCUCCAGUUACCCAGAGAGACUGGAGCUUUACGGUAUUUACAUCCCGAACUUGUGUUCAAACCAUUCCAUCAGCUACCAUGUCAGGGCGAGUCUCUAGUGCAACCUCAGCGUGGCUGUUAGCCCCCCUCCCCAGGGUAUCCAUGUGAAACAUCAGCAAGUCUGACACGAUGGGUUUGACUUAGUAGAUGAGCGAGUGUCUCCACUGGCAAGGUGUGAACGCUGCUGUCUUGGGGUAUGUGAACUGAACUCUGGGUAGAGAGAGUUCCGUACAGCCCCUUUUCCUUUUGUAAAACAAGGCUUCAUACUGCAAAAGUCAGGGGCAAUUCUGCAGAAUGUGAAGCUCUUUAUGCUCCUCUC